This is a messenger RNA of Epithele typhae, 2145 nucleotides long. RefSeq lists its product as uncharacterized. Gene Ontology annotation, molecular function: protein binding. The transcript has 8 exons. The coding region runs from base 1 to 2145 and encodes 714 amino acids. Lineage: Eukaryota; Fungi; Basidiomycota; Agaricomycetes; Polyporales; Epitheliaceae. The record is from RefSeq and is a predicted model, not a curated record.
AUGGCUCCGACCGGCUACCCUACCUUGCUCGGAGCUCCCGAUUUCCCGAACAAGACGGAACGACCUCGCCCUUCUGCCAGCACUCCCCCAGCGUUCCCCCACAACUUCUCCGACCAUGACGCCGUCAUGUUUGUUGACAAAUACCAACGAUGGCUUGUCGACGAAACCCGGCAGCCAGUUGUCCAAGCCUCAAGCCUCGACAGACGCAGUGUCGCCCUGGAGUAUGAAGCUCAGCGCAAUAAGUUGCAGCAGCCCAGCGGCAGCGUCCGAUGGUUCAUGUCCAUCGUUGGCGGUUCCAAGCACUCGAGCACGGUGCCUCUUGAGAAUCUGAUGCCGGGUGAGUUUUCGCCGAUUCCCACCUUCACGCAAGGCCGUUAUCUGCUUUGUCGUGUUGUCGCUCCUGCCCUUGUGAUGAAUGGCGUUCACCUUGCUGUUGAAGACGUUGAAGGCACUGUGCAAAAGCUGUCCAUCUACAAUUUCCCCUCCACCUACGACUGCACCUUCUCCCAUCUCGACGCACUCUUCCCCAUUGGCGGCAUCAUGAUCAUCCGUGAGCCGACGCUCAAGACGGCCACACAAGGCGCUUUUCCAGUGGUCCGCGUUGACAGUCCCACAGACGUGGGGCUCUUUGGAAGGCGGGAGUGUCUAUCCAGAGGUCCCAAACACUCCUGCACGACAGACGCAUGGAUCCAGCGGGGUAACGAGUAUGCCAACAUGUCGCAGUGGUUCCUGGCGGCGCACGCGUACUGCCAUGCGCUUACCUUGGACCCUACGGCGCUGGCGGCUCGUCUCAAUCGCGCGGAGGCGUAUCUUCAUCUAGGGUACUUCUCUGGUGCUCAGUGCGAUGCACAGAGAGUACUUGACGUGAAGGGUCUCGAUCGAGCCCGGGCCACCAAGGCGCGCUUCCGCUUGGCCCGAGCUCAGUACGGCCGGAAGCAGUUCGCGAACGCCGAGAAGUCCUUCUACCGCUUCGCUGAAGAGACACCCACCGAGCCGUCGGCUAGUCAAUGGAUCACACAGUGUCAGGCUCGCCGACGGGAAGCCUCGACCGGACUUUACGAUUGGGCGACAUUAUACAGGACGGCAUAUUCACGAAUCCGGUUGGACGUCGCGGAAUACUGGGGCCCCAUGAAGGUGAGCCGGAUGCCUCAUAUGGGGGGUGGCCGCGGGGUUGUUACCGCUAGGGAUGUGCAAGUUGGCGAACUGCUGCUGGUUUCGAAGCCAUUCGCGUCGGUGUACCACGAGGACCUCCCCAAGAACCGGGUCGUGCUCACCUUCGACCUCCUAUCUGGCGGAGCGUUGGGCGACCAGAGCGGCGCUCUGCUUCUGUCUCGCAUCGUCGAACGGCUCUAUGGAAACCCUGAUGUUCACGCCGAGGUGUACGAGCUAUAUGCCGGUAGCGGUUUCCCUUCGCCUCCUGAUAACUAUUCUCCUUCGUGCCUCCCACCUCAACCCGUUGACCUUCUCUCACCCAUAUGCAACAUCGACCAACCCCGGGAGCCGACCAGCGGGGCUUACCCGUCCGCCUCCCUCUUCAACCACGCCUGCUCCUCGACCGCGGUCUGGUACUGCAUCGGCGACGUCCUCGCCGUCCGCGCCGCCUCCAACCUUCCUUCUGGGACCGAAGUCACGAUCCCGUACACGGUCGAGCCCUCGUACCGCACCCGCCAGGCCGCGCUCCGUGCGCACAUGAUGCGCGAGCUCGAGGCGCGGAUCGGCGCGACGUUCGCGUCCGCGCGGGGCCCCGUGCGCCCGCUGCACGCCCUCGCGCUGCACGCCCUCGCGGAGCGCCUCCGGCUGGAGGGCAGCCCGCGGUGCGCCGCGGAGGCGAUCGGGGCGGACGUGCGCGCGCUGCGCUGCUUCGGGCUCACGGUGCGCUCUGGCGGCGGGCCCGGGCUGCCGAUCGCGACGGACGGGCUGCCGGUGGGGACGACGUUCGAGCGGCCGGCGGAGGUGCUGCUCCGGAUCGCGGGCACGCUCGUCGGGCUCGGGGAGCGCACGAACGCGGAGCCGUGGGUCCGCGCGGCGUUGUGGGUGACGAACGCCUCGGUGGGCGGGGGCACGGCGCUCUUCAUGGACCUUCACCGCAAGGCGCUGGACGAGAUGGGGCUCGGCGCGUUCGCGGCGAACGUGCUGGCCUCGUGA